Messenger RNA from Metarhizium brunneum ARSEF 3297, 2067 nucleotides. The record is from RefSeq and is a predicted model, not a curated record. NCBI's taxonomy places the organism in Eukaryota, Fungi, Ascomycota, Sordariomycetes, Hypocreales, Clavicipitaceae.
AUGGCGGACAAGGAGGCAACAGUGUUCAUCUUGGACCUUGGUGCCUCAAUGGCCCAGAAGCACUCAGGGCGCGAGGAAUCAGACCUGGACUGGGCCAUGUGUUACGUCUGGGACAAGAUUACCGAUAUUGUCGCGGCAAAUCGAAAGACUUUAUGCGUCGGUGUUGUUGGGCUAAGAACCGACGAAACAAACAACAGGCUGCAAGAUGGCGACGGAUACGAAAACAUUUCCGUUAUACAGGAGCUCAGCCAAAUUACCAUGUCGGGCUUGAGAGCGCUUAAGGCAUCAGUGAAGCCGAAUGAGACCAUGUCUGGCGACGCAGUUUCGGCCAUUGUGGUUGCCAUCGAUCUGAUUGGCACAUUUACAAAGAAGCUCAAGUGGAUAAGGAAUAUCGUGCUGGUCACAGAUGGCCAAGGCGAGAUGGAUGCAGACGACAUCGAAGACAUUGCCAAGAAAAUCAACGACUCAGGUAUCAAGCUAACCGUCUUGGGCGUGGAUUUUGACAACCCCGCAUAUGGCUUCAAGGAAGAGGACAAACCUCCAACCAAGGCAGCAAGUGAACAUACUCUAAAGGCUUUAAUAAAUCAAUGCGAAGGCGGAACAUUUGCCACAAUGGCCGAGGCAAUCGACGAGCUUGACACACCUCGAGUCAAAUCCGUGAAGCCGUACAAGACAUAUGACGGGGCACUCACCCUAGGUGACCCGGAAAAGUUUCCUGCAGCAAUGAACAUCAAUGUAGAACGAUAUUUCAAGACGCAUCUAGCUCGACCGCUUACAGCAAGCACCGUCGUGGUCAAAUCCGACCAGGCAACGCAGUCAACACAAACCUUGGAGGAUGAUCCUAUGGAUGGCAUUGAAUUUUCUGCUGUGAAGCAAGCUAGAACAUACAAGGUCAAUGACCCUGAUGCCCCUGGUGGAAAGCGUGAUGUUGAGUUUGAGUCCCUGGCCAAGGGUUACGAGUACGGCCGUACGGCAGUACACAUUAGCGAGUCAGAACACAACAUUACGAAGCUAGAAACAGAGAAAAGCUUUUCGAUCGUGGGGUUUAUUCCAUGGACCAAGUACGAGCCGUUCCUCAACAUGGGAGAAGUGUGUGUUACGCACGCAAGGAAAAACGACACCAAAUCCGAGCUGGCACUGUCAUCGCUUAUAUGGGCACUCCUUGAGCUCGAAUCAUAUGCAGUAGCACGCAUAGUAACCAAAGACGGCAAAGACCCGUUGUUGGUGCUUAUGGCACCCCAGCUUGAACUCGGAUUGGAAUGCUUCUACGAUAUCCCUUUACCGUUUGCUGAGGAUGUGCGAAGCUACCAGUUCCCACCUCUGGACAGAGUUAUUACGGUUAGUGGCCAGACGCUAAAAACACACCGUUUAUUACCUUCAGACGAGCUCGCAAAAGCAAUGAGUGACUACGUUGAUGCCAUGGACCUUGCCACGUACGGUCAGGAUGAAGAAGGGAACCCGGCCGAGUAUGCGUCGAUUGAUGAGACCUUCAACCCAGCUAUUCACAGAGUGAAUAAUGCCGUGAAAAUGCGAGCAGCACACCCCGAUAAACCCGUUCCCGAAACACCGGCAAUACCGCCGAAGGCAAAGGGCCGACGAGCUCGCGAGACCGUCAAGCCCAUAUCGGGCCUAGAUGUUGAUGCCCUGCUUGGCGAGGACACGAAGCGCACGGUUUCAGAAGAGAACCCUGUGCCGGAUUUCAAGCGAGCGUUGGGCACUGCCGACGAAAUGGAUCAGAUCGAAGAUGCGGCCAAACAAAUGGGCAACAUUGUGCGGUCUCUGAUAACAGACAGUUUUGGCGAUAGCAAGUACGCGCAGGCGACGGAGUGUCUCGGUGUGAUGAGAGAGGAGCUGAUCAACAUGGACGAGCCCGAAAUGUACAACACGUUUGCCCGGGACCUGAAAAAGGCUUUGCUUUCUGGUGCUCUUGGCGGCGACAGAAGAGACUUUUGGUUCAAAGUAAGGUGGUCAAGGUUGGGAUUAAUUGAUCAGGAUCAGUCUGAAGUAUCAAAGGUGACGCAUGAAGAAGCAGAAGAGGUAAGAGCGCACAUCGUCCUCCUCGAAUAA